This is a messenger RNA of Trichechus manatus latirostris (Florida manatee), 378 nucleotides long. It is a transcript of the gene LY6G6C, whose product is annotated as lymphocyte antigen 6 family member G6C. The coding region runs from base 1 to 378 and encodes 125 amino acids. The record is from RefSeq and is a predicted model, not a curated record. Gene Ontology annotation, cellular component: protein-containing complex; external side of plasma membrane. Lineage: Eukaryota; Metazoa; Chordata; Mammalia; Sirenia; Trichechidae. The transcript has 3 exons.
AUGAAAGGACUUCUGCUGCUCGCCCUGUCUACUCUGGUCUGCUGGGUCUCAGCUGACAUCCACUGUCACUCCUGCUACAAGAUCCCCUUGAUAGGCUGUGUGGACCGGCAGUCCUGUCACCUGGAGCCAAACCAGCAAUGCAUGACAACAAAAGUGUACCUUGGUAAAAUGUGGCUUUACUCCAACCUGCGCUGUGGCACACCGCAAGAGCCCUGUCAUGCGGCCUUCAACCAAACCAACCACAAGCUGGGCCUGACCUAUAACACCACCUGCUGCAGAACGGACAACUGCAACAACCCAGCCCCCCGGCCCACCCCGGCCCUGGCGCUCAUCUUCCUCACCUCCCUGGCUGGCCUUGGCCUCUGGCUGCUGCACUGA